AUGCUCCUUUAUAAUCGUGACUGUCGACGUUCGUUUACGAAAGAUGCGAAGUUUUGGUUGGCACCUGAUGUGAAGAGCUCAACGAUAAUGAAUGAAUUCGAGAAGAAAACAGAGCGUGCCCAAUUUUUGAUCUCGAAAAUGAGCCAUUUGGUCGUGCUACACGAUCGAAUUCUACUCUUCAGGAAAUACGUUGGUGCAGAAAAAGAAAGUCUUGACGGUGCGCCGAACACGAUGAUUACAGUUGAGCGAACGCGUCUGGUCGAGGAUGGCUAUCGGCAGUUAUCAAUGCUAUCGUCAAACGCACUCAAAGCAACCAUUCGUGUCAAAUUCAUCAAUCAACAGGGUUUGGAUGAAGCGGGUAUUGAUCAGGAUGGUGUCUUUAAAGAGUUUCUCGAGCUGACACUGAAACGAGUUUUUCAUCCGGAUCUUAAUCUGUUCAAGGUUGGUAGUUUUGCUUGUUUAUUGAAAACAUCUUAUGCAUAG
Molecule: messenger RNA, 483 nt
Organism: Anisakis simplex (herring worm)
Lineage: Eukaryota; Metazoa; Nematoda; Chromadorea; Rhabditida; Anisakidae
Source: the annotation of a GenBank genome assembly